UGCUAAGCCUCCAAAACACGCGAGAGUUGGCCUCCCGGAAGCUCCACGUCAGUCAGUUGGUCGGUGUUCUGCCAGUGCCAGCGUAGACCCCAAGCCAGCGGGUUCCGGGACCGGGCAUCGAGCGAGGGAGUUCGGCAGCGCCGACGGAGCCAUGCCUCUUAGACUUGAUAUCAAGAGGAAGCUAACUGCUCGAUCUGAUCGAGUCAAGAGUGUUGAUUUGCAUCCUACAGAGCCAUGGAUGUUGGCUAGUCUUUACAAUGGCAGUGUCUGUGUUUGGAAUCAUGAAACACAGACUCUGGUGAAGACAUUUGAAGUAUGUGAUCUUCCUGUUCGAGCUGCAAAAUUUGUUGCAAGGAAGAAUUGGGUAGUAACAGGAGCGGAUGACAUGCAAAUUCGAGUCUUCAAUUAUAACACUUUGGAGAGAGUUCAUAUGUUUGAAGCACACUCAGACUAUAUUCGUUGUAUUGCUGUACAUCCAACUCAGCCUUUCAUUCUAACCAGCUCUGAUGACAUGCUCAUUAAACUAUGGGAUUGGGAUAAAAAAUGGUCUUGCUCACAGGUGUUUGAAGGACAUACUCACUAUGUUAUGCAGAUUGUCAUAAACCCUAAAGAUAAUAACCAAUUUGCCAGUGCCUCUUUGGAUAGAACUAUCAAGGUAUGGCAGCUUGGUUCUUCCUCACCUAACUUUACUUUGGAGGGACAUGAGAAAGGAGUGAAUUGCAUUGAUUACUAUAGUGGUGGUGACAAACCAUACCUCAUUUCAGGAGCAGAUGACCGCCUUGUUAAAAUAUGGGACUACCAGAAUAAAACAUGUGUGCAAACACUAGAAGGACAUGCUCAGAAUGUGUCUUGUGCCAGUUUUCAUCCUGAGUUGCCAAUCAUCAUCACAGGUUCAGAAGAUGGAACAGUUCGUAUUUGGCAUUCAAGCACCUACCGUCUGGAAAGCACAUUAAACUAUGGAAUGGAGAGAGUGUGGUGUGUGGCCAGUCUCAGGGGCUCCAAUAAUGUUGCUUUGGGAUAUGAUGAAGGCAGUAUCAUUGUUAAGCUUGGCCGAGAAGAGCCUGCUAUGUCCAUGGAUGCCAAUGGAAAGAUUAUUUGGGCAAAGCACUCUGAAGUCCAACAGGCCAAUCUGAAAGCAAUGGGAGAUGCUGAAAUUAAAGAUGGAGAAAGAUUGCCCCUUGCAGUCAAAGAUAUGGGAAGCUGUGAAAUAUAUCCUCAGACCAUUCAGCAUAACCCUAAUGGACGAUUCGUUGUGGUGUGUGGUGAUGGUGAAUAUAUCAUCUAUACAGCAAUGGCACUGAGAAACAAGAGCUUUGGUUCAGCGCAAGAGUUUGCCUGGGCUCAUGAUUCUUCAGAGUAUGCAAUAAGAGAAAGCAACAGUGUAGUGAAGAUAUUUAAGAACUUUAAAGAAAAAAAAUCAUUUAAGCCUGAUUUUGGAGCUGAAGGUAUCUAUGGAGGUUUCUUAUUGGGAGUCAGAUCUGUAAAUGGUUUAGCAUUCUAUGACUGGGAAAACACAGAACUGAUACGCAGAAUUGAAAUUCAGCCCAAACAUAUCUUUUGGUCUGACUCUGGUGAGCUGGUCUGCAUUGCCACUGAGGAAUCAUUCUUUAUCCUUAAGUAUCUAUCUGAAAAAGUUUUAGCUGCACAGGAAACACAUGAGGGAGUUACUGAAGAUGGCAUUGAAGAUGCUUUUGAGGUCCUUGGGGAGAUUCAGGAGAUUGUCAAAACAGGGCUGUGGGUAGGCGAUUGCUUUAUUUACACAAGUUCUGUAAACCGAUUAAAUUAUUACGUUGGAGGAGAAAUAGUCACCAUUGCCCAUUUGGACAGAACAAUGUACCUGCUGGGUUAUAUUCCUAAGGACAACAGACUUUAUCUGGGUGAUAAGGAGCUGAACAUUGUUAGUUAUUCCUUGUUGGUGUCCGUGUUAGAAUAUCAGACAGCUGUAAUGAGGAGAGACUUUAGCAUGGCUGACAAAGUCCUCCCUACCAUUCCAAAAGAACAGAGGACCAGAGUUGCCCACUUCCUGGAAAAACAGGGCUUCAAACAGCAAGCUCUUGCAGUAUCUACAGAUCCUGAACAUCGAUUUGAGUUGGCUCUUCAGCUUGGAGAGUUAAAAAUUGCAUACCAGUUGGCAGUAGAAGCAGAGUCAGAACAGAAGUGGAAACAACUUGCCGAACUUGCCAUUAGUAAAUGCCAAUUUGGCUUAGCCCAGGAGUGUUUGCACCAUGCACAAGAUUAUGGGGGUUUGUUGCUUUUGGCCACUGCAUCAGGAAAUGCUAGUAUGGUGAAUAAACUAGCAGAGGGCGCUGAGAGAGAUGGCAAGAACAAUGUGGCAUUUAUGAGCUAUUUUCUACAGGGAAAGCUUGAGUCUUGUCUGGAACUCUUGAUUAGAACUGGACGUUUGCCUGAAGCUGCUUUCUUAGCUCGGACAUAUUUACCAAGCCAGGUUUCAAGGGUAGUCAAACUGUGGAGAGAGAAUCUCUCGAAAGUCAAUCAGAAAGCAGCUGAAUCCCUUGCCGAUCCCACAGAGUAUGAAAAUCUUUUCCCUGGGUUGAAAGAAGCCUUUAUUGUUGAAGAAUAUGUGAAGGAAACCCAUACAGCCCUUCGACCUGCAAAAGAAUAUCCACUUGUCACUCCAAAUGAAGAAAGAAAUGUGACAGAAGAAGCUAAAGGCUUUCAACCCUCAGGAAUUCUGAUGACCCAGGAAUUUGAUGAAGAGGAACCAACUUCUCCUGCUCCAGUCAUAGUGAAUGCAAUUCCAGCAAGUUCAGAACCAGUCCCAACUACAAAAGAGGAAAAGAGUCUACUUGAAUUGGAUGAUUUGGAUAAUCUGGAUCUAGAGGAUAUUGAUACAACAGAUAUCAAUUUGGAUGAAGACAUUUUGGAUGACUGAACUUUUCCAUUUCACUGACCACAAACAGAUCAUAAAUAUGCAUUAUUUCCACUUUUAAUCUGGACCACCUUGUUUUAGACUAUGAAAAACCAAGUUAAUUUUAUACUUAGAAUCUGCUUAAAAUCCUUUGGAGCAGAAGUGUGCAACAUUAAAUCAUUAUGUGUUACUGGUUAAUUUUGUUAACUAGAAUAUGAAACCAUGGCGCUAAUUUUUCAUAUUGUCAUUAGGCCAUAUAAAAUCUCUUCAAGUAAUGGAGAUGCUUCAGAAAAAAAUUUUUUUUUAUUUAAAUGAACUGAUGGUUUAAAUAACACUGUGGUUGUAUAGUAGCUUUUUAUAAAAACCACAUGGAAAAGGGUAAAGCAAUCAAGUACUUUUGAUCUAUUCUUCCAUAGAUUCUGGCCAAAUUUUUUCCUCUUGGUCUUUCUAAUGCAAAAUUUAAAAUGAAUCGUGUCUGAUAGAGGCUGUGCCUCCCAGUUACUGUGCCAGAAGUACAUAUUUACAUUAUCAUUCAGAUAUGGCAUGUCUAUUCUUCUUUUCUCUGCAUAGCUAAUGAGUUCCAUAUGCAUUUAAACUGCAAUCUCCAUCCAACUAUUAUAUUCUCCUGUGACCUACCCAUACUAGAAUGCCACUGAAUCUACAUCCAUUCUGAUUGACCCCAAGAUCCCAAUUUCCCUCUUUAUAAAGUGGAUUGGUCUUGAUGACCUCUAAAGUUGCCCGAAAUCUGAGAUCACAAUGUAAAAAGGUCUCUUUAAGAUUAGUGUAGCCUGCUAAGAAGAUUGUUAGCCUGGUUCCAGUGACAAUUCUAUCACUAGCUCCGAGACCCACAGGCAAGUCAUGGCGUCUAUUUCUCAUCUAUAAAAGGAGGGAAUUGAACAAGAUGAUCUCUAAGAACUGAUCUCUAAGUCGCCCCCUAUUCCAGAUGAAAACUUACCUCUUCUUCAUUUGUCAUUGUCUUUCACACUUUGCUAGUUAAAAAGACUGAUUUUAGUGUAAAAUAUAUGCAUUUAUACAGGGCUUUAAGACUGUCCUUAAGCUUGCGAAAUGUAGUUUUAUAUAUCCUUUGAUUUGCUCUCUAAGAAGGAUCAGUGCCUAAAAGCAAAUGUCUUGGACCAUGUUUAGAGCAGUUAUUUUUCUGGGGCAGGGAAAAUCCUGUCAUAUACAGCCUUUUAUACAAGGCCUGUGCUAAAAAUUGCUUUAAUGAAAGAGAAACCUUUAUUGUUGCUAUAGGAACUAGAAAAUUCAAUAUUCUUCCCUCUGAGGAUUAAAUAAUAAACAUUAAGCAACUCCAGCUAGGAGUCCAGUGGUGCUGGAGAAGUCAGAAACAGGAAACAUCCCCACUCCCCAGUAAUUCUACAACUGCAGAGUAUCUGCCUUCCAAGAAUCUUAGUAGCCCUUUUACAUUUACAUUCUUUAGUCAAGAGAAUGCUUUAAGAACAAAGUUAGAAUCUGGGUUUUUUUGUGGUUAGUUUUUGGAGGGAAAGGAGGAAGGAAGAAUGGCUCAAGUUCACCAAAGUGAGCCCUUGUUCACUUCACUGCUCUCUUUACCCUGGGCACACUGAGUGGUUCACUGGGAUUCUUUGAUAGCUUAGUAAAGUACAAAUGAGAACUCAUAGAAUUUGAUACAUGUGAUUUUAGGGUCACAGCCCAGUGGCUGUAAAUGGGUUGAUAUGAAAUCCUUUUCCUCCAUUUACUCCAAGGUGCUGACUUAAUAGGGACGAAGGGUCAAAAACCUUUAGUUAUGGUUACCCCCUCUGCCACUAAUUAGCUUCCAAAAAGUCAGUUGUCUUUCCUUAAUUUGCUUGCUGGAGCAGUUCUACUCUGAAUGCAGGUUGAUAAUAAAAACUCCUGGGAAGAGAGCUUCAGGUUAAUAUAGAGCUUUGAAAGGCUGGAUGUUCCCUGGAGUUUAAAAAAAAAGACAAAAAUACUAACUUCUUGUUUUUACCCUGAGAGUAAGAAAGCCUUCGAGGGGUUCACAUCAUUCUUGAGGAUGGGAAGCUUUAGGAAAGAGACUACCUUGGGAUGAGCAUGUGUGACAUGGAGUAAUAGGUAUAUAGCCAACACCUGGGUUUUCUAAAUUAUGUCCUGUGUGACCUGAAAUAAGUAUCUAACCUAGGAUCAAAUCCGAAGUACUUCUGGCAUUUAAUGCCAUUUGUGACCUAGCCUCUACUUGCCUUCCCAACUUUUAAAAUCAUACCUUACACCCCUUCAUGACAUACUCGGUACUCCAUCUUCUAUAUCUGUAAUGCAAUCAUUCUUCACCACCUUUUAGGGUCUUUUUCCCCCCCAAGAUUCAGAUCAAUUAAAGGGCAGCUAGGCAGUUCACUAUUCCAUGGAUUGAGAGCCAAACUUAGGGACACAAGGUCCUGGUUUCAAAUUUGGCCUCAGACACUUAUCUCUGUGACCCUGGACAAACCACUUAACCCCCAUUGCCUAGUCCUUCACCUUCUGCUUUGGAACAAAUACACAGAUUCUAAGAAGGUAAGGGUUAAAAAAAAAGAAUCCACUCAAGUAUCACCUACAUGAAGCCUUUCCUGAUUCUCUCCAGUUGCUAGUACCUAACCCCCUAUUUUUUAUUAUUUUUUAUAUACUGAUACAGACAUCUCACCCAACAGAUCUAAACUUCCUGAGGGCAGGGACUUUUCUUUUUUGUCCUUGUAACAUAAUUCGUGCUCAUUAACUCAACUGAUGUAACAUUACUGAUAUGACAAAAAUUUCAUUUGGGAACUUGUCCAUGAAAAUAAAUGCUGGGCUAGACGA
Monodelphis domestica (gray short-tailed opossum) is the source of this 5650-nucleotide messenger RNA. RefSeq names its product coat protein complex I subunit beta 2 (gene COPB2). Gene Ontology annotation, biological process: retrograde vesicle-mediated transport, Golgi to endoplasmic reticulum; intracellular protein transport; endoplasmic reticulum to Golgi vesicle-mediated transport. NCBI's taxonomy places the organism in Eukaryota, Metazoa, Chordata, Mammalia, Didelphimorphia, Didelphidae. The record is from RefSeq and is a predicted model, not a curated record. Gene Ontology annotation, molecular function: structural molecule activity; protein binding. Gene Ontology annotation, cellular component: COPI vesicle coat.